Aspergillus mulundensis is the source of this 1548-nucleotide messenger RNA. RefSeq lists its product as uncharacterized. The record is from RefSeq and is a predicted model, not a curated record. NCBI's taxonomy places the organism in Eukaryota, Fungi, Ascomycota, Eurotiomycetes, Eurotiales, Aspergillaceae. Bases 1 to 1548 code for a protein of 515 amino acids. The transcript has 2 exons.
AUGGGGCAACACCUUCCCCUCGAACUUAUCGCUCUAAUCGCCGAGUAUCGGCGAGAUGAUUCAAAACGGUUUCUUACACAGUAUGCCUUGGUUGGGCGCACGUGGCAGGCAGCCUUCGAGCCCUUCAUCUAUGACCGAGUCUGGAUACACAGCGAACCCUUCACGACGGGAAAAAGGGCGACCUCAAUCGAGGCUCUAUCAUUGAAUACCCCCCACGUGGUUGCUCGACGUAAAAUGAUUAGAGAGAUUUUCUACUGCAUAAUCUUGCCUCUCGACCUACCCGAUUACGAGAGAAUUAUUGUGAAAACAUCAGAACAGACUUAUACGCCACACAGCUUCAUACGACGGGCGAACAAUCAAGCCUUCACAGGGGCAAUUCUCAGCCUCUUUCGCUUUUUGGCCAGCGUAGACGCGGAACAACGCGUGACAAUUCGGUUCGAGACCCUGGGGCGCGACAAAGGCUAUGAUCCUGGCACGGUUCCCUGGGACAGACCUGGCGCUGCGAGAGGCAAAUGGGCAGUCCGGCCGUACAGAGCGGAAUCCAGCAAUCACAAUGGCCCUUUGCCUCGUGCGCCGUGUGUUGAUCGCAUCAUUGCCGAUGACCAGUGGCUCUAUCGUGGCAAUAGCAAGCGCAUCCGGCUCGAGGCAGCCUGCUGGAUUGCCCAGGCCUGUCCCGCCUUAUCCCAGUUUGAAUGGGAAGCAGACGAUACCGCUCUGCCAGAGCAUGUGGACUACGCACAACACCGACGUCAGGCUGUUGCAGAGGCUCUUCUUCACCUUCCUACCACCCUGCAAAUAUUUAACCUCCGGUCUCUCACGAUUGAUCCGCUGCACGAGAGCUUACCAGCGCCGGUCCUGUGUUCUAAAGAGCAUGAUCUUCUCUCCACCAAUCUUCGUCACAUGAGCGUCCAGCUCCGAGAAAUCGAUCUUUAUGAGGUGCCCCUAGCGAAUGAUUUCCUCUGUCCCUUGAACGACCACGGAAAGCCGCGCGGACAGCCCAUUGAGUGGCCGCUUCUAGAGCAGGUCUUUAUCAGCCGCCCCGACUUCCUCCCCUCUGGUGAGUGGCUCAAAGACCCGGGCCCGAUCACCCAGGAAUUCGAAAUCGGCGAUAUCGAGGACCCGGGCUUUGACUACGCGGAGUUCAUCGAGCGACUAGGUAGACGGGAUCCGCGUACGGGUACUCAUAUAUGGUGGGACCGCGCGGUAAUCAACCGUGAACUGUACCUUUUGAAUUGCAUCUCCACUGGAUACGCGGCGCGAGGCAUGCCGCGUCUGCAGCUUAUGGAUAUUGGAUUUACCUCGGCGAUGGAAGUAUCCACCUAUAUGCAGUUUGUUAGAGAGCAAGCUGCAGGGGAGGCGACUCUUACUUGGAAUGGGGAUGGGUACAAUAACCAUAAACCCGACGAGCGCGUAGCGCAUGCCUGGGGAUUCGCACUAAGCAGAAUGGCAAAGAACCAGGAGUCUUGGGGUAAUGACCUCAUUGGGGACUACAUUCGCUAUAGUGCAGCGGUUUCCUGGGAGAAUCCUGUAGAUAGUGUGAUGAGGUAG